UGUGUGUGUGUGUGUGUGUGCGUGCAUGUGUGUGUGUGUGCGUGUCUGUGUGUCUCAGUGUGCGUGUGCUUGUGUGUGUGUCUGUGUGUGUGUGUGUCUCUGUGUGUGUGUCUGUGUGUCUCAGUGUGUGUGUGUGUGUGUGUGUGUGUCUCAGUAUGAGUUAUAUAUCUAGCUGUGUGUCUCAGUGUGUGUGUCAGAGAGAGAGAGGAGAGAGAGGGGUGAGAAGGGGGGAGGGAGAGGAUAGGAGAGAGAGAGAGAGGGGGGGAGGGUGUUAGCCAGAUUAUUCUCCACUGUAAUGUUCUCUGCAAUCGUUUUUUUUUUCAAAUUCAUAUUUAAUAUCGGACAUCCUGCCUAAGACACAGAGAGGAGCUGAGGAGGAUCACACAGACUCUGGAUAUGAGGUCUCCUCUCUUCUCUCUGCGGGGUCUCAAGCCUGCAUUUGCUCUCCUCAUGAAUCUCUUGGCUCUGUCUCUCUCUGGGAUGGCUCUGCUGUCUUCUCAUUGGUGUUGGGGUACACAGAAGGUCCCCAAACCGCACUGUACCCAGAACAAAACCUCGCGGUGCAUCCCCGUCCCUGGGGUGUCCCAUCCGCUGGAGGUGCAGCUCUCCUGGGAGACGGGGGACGACAGAUUCAUCUUCCCCUCGUUCCACACCGGGCUGUGGCUGUCAUGUGAGGAGAACAUACACUCAGAGACAGGAGAAGAGAAUUGUCGUAGCUUCAUUGCUCUGACACCACACUCUGAGAAAGGUAUGAUCUGGCUCUCGCUCGUCUCUGAGGUCGUCUCCAUCGCUCUCCUGUCUCUCAGUUGUGUUCUCCUCCUGGCUCAGCUCAGUGUUUCCGGUCUCUAUGCUGGCAGUUCGGUGUCUGGACUCAGACUCAGCUCUUUCUCUGCGGUCUUCACUGUGCUGUCGGGGUUGUUGGGGAUGGUUGCUCACAUGAUGUACACGCAGGUGUUUCAGGUCACGGCUUCUCUGGGUCCUGAAGACUGGAAGCCGCACAGCUGGGAUUUCUCCUGGGCUUUCUACCUCGCUUGGGCCUCGUUCACCUGCUGCAUGGCGUCGGGGAUCAGCACACUGAACGAUUACACCAAAACCGUCAUCAUGAAAAGAGGCGGGGCCAAACCGGAGGAGGGGGAGGAGCCAGGGGGGAGGAUCGCAGACUUUUACCAGCCAGCCCCUCCCCCCUCCCUCCCCUGCCUCUCCACCCUCAGCCCUUAUUACCAGCCCCCCCGAUCCCCUCCCCCUCCACCCGAACUCUACAGCGAGCUCAGAGAGGCGGUCCUCCAGCGGGAGACCUCCCAGGAGCAGGAGGGUAUCCCACAAUCCUCUGGGGACGACGAGGAGGAGGAAGGGGAGCUGUUGUGAGGCGGUAGGAAACUGCGACCCUGGUGGCGGCCAUUUUGUCUCCCGUCUCUGUAGCGCUUAAUAGGAUUUGAGCUCCGUGUUUGAGCCACAAUGGCGCAGUUUCAUAGCACAUUAAUAUUGAAAAGUACAGAAUAGAAAUCAAAAUGAUAUAUUUAAAAAUAUAUAUAUAUAUAUAUGUGUCUGUAAUUGUUGGAGUUUGUGGUUAGGAAAUAAACCUUGUUUGCUCUUGAGUGUUUCUGGGUUUGCAGUUCGUUUUCUCGUUGCUCUGGUUGUUAAAGCAGGGGGUUCGUUUGGAAGUGAAAUCUCCGGGAUCGUCUCUCAGGAAGAGGGACGCGUUUCUGUUUGCAGAUCUAAUCAGAGCCCGGGAUUUACAGCAGCUGCUGUUUAUAUAGGCUUCAGCGUGUGUGUGUCAG
Acipenser ruthenus (sterlet) is the source of this 1778-nucleotide messenger RNA. Its product is annotated as germ cell-specific gene 1-like protein. The transcript is spliced from 7 exons. The record is from RefSeq and is a predicted model, not a curated record. Gene Ontology annotation, cellular component: plasma membrane. Bases 397 to 1365 code for a protein of 322 amino acids. Lineage: Eukaryota; Metazoa; Chordata; Actinopteri; Acipenseriformes; Acipenseridae.